Daldinia vernicosa is the source of this 1081-nucleotide messenger RNA. RefSeq lists its product as uncharacterized. NCBI's taxonomy places the organism in Eukaryota, Fungi, Ascomycota, Sordariomycetes, Xylariales, Hypoxylaceae. The record is from RefSeq and is a predicted model, not a curated record. Gene Ontology annotation, molecular function: acyltransferase activity, transferring groups other than amino-acyl groups. The transcript has 2 exons. Bases 341 to 1081 code for a protein of 246 amino acids.
CUGUAGUUUCCUUCUCGAAAUGUGAAACAAUACACGAAGUAGCCAUUCGAUCGAAAAAGAAAGGUUCUACGUAAGGUAGUUAUCUACCUCUUAUAACUUCUAACUAAUAGGUACAAAGAACUACGAUCUACAGUCUAAAUAUAGAAGACCAAUCAGAUCAGUCAGGCUAAAAAAGGGGGCUACCGUUACCGCAUUUCAUUAAUCUACGACCAAGCUCUAGACAUCUUAGCUUCAACAACUUCAAACUCACAAGGGAAUGUUACGGAGGUAUUGUCAGUCGUAGAGUUUACUUGGUUAUUAGCUGGACGACUAUAUCCCUCAACUGAUCGUGCCAGAAACCAUGUCUUUCCAGAGGAAAUUCCAGGUGACUUCCGGAGGCGAAGAACGUGUCAGUAGGGUCGUCGAUAUACUAGGCCCAGCUUUCGAGUUCGACCCCGUAUUCAGAUUCGAGCUUCAAAACUUCUCUCUAGCCGAGCAAAAACGGAUACUACCAAAGCUCUUUCACAGCUUCUUCUUUGCCAGUGCCAUCAACGAUGGCAUGCUGCUCGAGGCGGACAACUUCGGAUCUUGUGCUAUCCUCAUGCCGCCCGGAAAGACAAACGACAACUUCUGGACCGUGCUCCGAGCCGGCAUAAUACCUAGACUCUUCACUAUUGGACCUGCUGCUUGUAAGGUGUGUGUACCAUAUCCCAAGAUGAAAGGAGGGCGUGAAUCUUAUGCCUUCAAGAGAAUCGUUUUAGACUACCCCGGGGGAAAUAAAGCCGCAAUGGCGAAAGCCCUCACGCCGGCCGAACAGAAAGCACAUUGGUACGUCUUCAUCAUGGCGACAGCAGUGGACCGUCGUCGAGAAGGGCUUGCAAGCGCGUUACUUGUGUACAUGAAGGACAAAGCCCGAAGUGACGGACGCCCGCUCUGGAUCGAGGCUACAACAGUGGAGUCUCGAGACCUUUAUGCUAAGCACGGCUUCGAGGUCGUGACCAAAGUUAAUCUUGGAAAGGGGCAAGUUGGUCCUGACGGUUUAGUGAAGAAGGAUGGCGAAGGAGUUACAGUAUGGCCGAUGGUAUGGCGUCCUGAGUAUUAG